This is a messenger RNA of Miscanthus lutarioriparius, 1128 nucleotides long. The record is from the annotation of a GenBank genome assembly. NCBI's taxonomy places the organism in Eukaryota, Viridiplantae, Streptophyta, Magnoliopsida, Poales, Poaceae.
AUGGCGGGGAAGGGAACCAAGGCCACGGCCGCCAAGUCGGCGGACAAGGACAAGGGGAAGAAGGCUGGCGGCCCCGUCUCGCGCUCCUCCCGCGCCGCACCUCAGAAGUCAGCUCCGAAGAAAGAUGUUUAUCAAUUGUUCGCCGAGAAGGUUAGGGAUAACAAACAACUGGAAUCAAGAUGGGCAAUCAUGCAAGAAACCCGUGUGGAGUAUUUCCGUGGAAAAGAUUUCAAUACCUUCAUCAAGAAUCAUCCAGAAGUCAGGGAAAUUUUGGGGCCAGAUAAGGAUUUAGAAGUGGAAGACAUUGUUAACACUUUGCUGACCAAGAACCUUGUGAUAAGGUGUGAUCGAGUUAUGAAAACUGUUAGGCCUGGCAAGAAAAAGCUAUCAUCAUGGCCUGCUCAUUUGGAGAUACAUAAUGAACAAGUGUUUACUGAAAAUGAUGGAUUUUUUGCUUGGAUGUUUCUGAAAAGGCGGACCUUGUGGCAGACAAUUCUUUCAUUUGUUUGGCCCCUUUUUGCACUGGCAGUCUGCUUAUUUCCAGUUUACCCAUACCAAUGCAAGAUUGUUGUACUGUACUCAUGUGCUGGAGCUCUAUUUUUCAUUGUCUCCAUUCUUUUGUUAAGAGCUGCUAUCUUUGGAAUCUUAUGGGUUCUCCUUGGAAAACGCGUGUGGUUCUUCCCCAAUAUAAAUGCAGAGGAGACAACAUUUAGAGAACUCGUUCGUUUUUGGCCUGAAAAGGAUGAAGGAGAGCGGCCAAAGUGGACAUCAAGACUUUUCUAUGCUCUUGUUGCUCUAUUGGUGAUAUUACUGCUUAGGCACCAUGCUCCUGACGAAGCAGCUAGAGCCAGGUACCAAAAGAAGGUUUCUAACAUAAUUGAUGAUGUUCUUGAAUGGUCUCCGAAGUUAGCUAUUUCUGGGAUGAUUGAAAAACACACUGGGGCUAACAUUACAGAAGAAAGCAAUUACACCAGCAGGGCUGCGAGUAGUCAUGUGCCGCCUCCUUCCACCAAAGGCAAAGCUUCAGAAGCCGGCCCAGAUAUGGAUGUUGAUGGGGAUACUGAGGCUAACUUAGAUGAAACCCAAGAUAAUGAAUAUGCUGAUGAUACAAGAUCAAACGAAGCUUAA